AUGGAAUCAUCCGCGUCCGGUUCAGGAGAAUCGCAAACUCAAAAAAGAAGUGUUAUUUGGAUGCAUUUCACCAAUAUAUCGGAAGCUAAUGCAAAGUCUAAUCUUUGUAAAAAUAUUUAUUCGCAUAAAAGUGGAAACAUUAGCAAUUUAAGGAAGCAUUUGAAAACUAAACAUCCGACUCUUUCAUUGGAAGGAGAAAGGGCAAAACGGCGGGUGGAAGACGAAAAUUUGCCUAGGUGCAAAAGGAACUUAGUUUCAGGUAUGUUUUAUUAUUAUAAGUAUUUUGUUGAACACCAUUUACAGUGGAGUAACCAGACUGUUAAGUAG
This is a messenger RNA of Acanthoscelides obtectus, 327 nucleotides long. NCBI's taxonomy places the organism in Eukaryota, Metazoa, Arthropoda, Insecta, Coleoptera, Chrysomelidae. The record is from the annotation of a GenBank genome assembly.